AUUUCAGUGAUGGCGUCGGCUGCUGAUCUGAGAGACGAGCUGAGCUGCUCCAUCUGCCUGAGCAUUUAUACUGAUCCUGUAUCCCUGCCGUGUGGCCAUAACUUCUGCCGGGGCUGUAUUGGGACAAUAUGGGACACCCAGGAGGGAUCUGGGGCUUAUUCCUGCCCUGAAUGUAGAGCAGAGUAUCAGGAGCGCCCUGCCCUGUACAGGAACAGAACUCUGGGUAACAUCGCAGAGAGAUUCCUUCCAACUGAGACAGAGCCGGGGGAGACUGGGAUCUUCUGCACCUACUGUGUCCUCUCUCCUGUACCUGCUGCUAAAUCCUGUCUCCUGUGUGAGGCUUCUCUGUGUGAUACCCACCUGAGGGGGCACAGCAAGUCAGCAGAACAUGUACUGACCCAACCCACCGACUCCUUUAUGGGGAGAAAAUGUUCUGUACAUCACAAGGUUCUGGAGUAUUACUGCUGUGAGGACUCUGUCUGUGUCUGUGUGUCCUGCUGUCUGGCCGGAGAGCACAGGGGCCACAGGGUGGAGCUGCUGAGUGAGGCCUCUGAGAAGAAGAAAGAGACACUGAGGAAAGUUCUGGAGAAACUGAGGCCAGAGAGAGAGGAGACUGAGAGAGGAGCCCAGAGACUGGAGGAGCGCAGGAGAGAAGUGGCAGAAAAAUCAGCCGGUGAGACAGAGAGAGUCACUGCCCUGUUUAGAGACAUCAGGGAACAGCUGGAAGCCCUGGAGAAGAGACUCCUGAGUGACAUCUCCAGCCAGAAAGAGAAGCUCUCACUCACACUCACUGAUCUGAUGGAGCAGCUGGAAAUAAAGAAGGACGAGCUGUCCAGGAAGAUCCGUCACAUUGAGGAGCUGUGCAACAUGGCAGAUCCACUCACUGUCCUACAGGAACGGGAAUCACAUGGAGCUGCAGAUAAUGAGGGGGGCAGAGAGAGACAUGAUAUAAAGGUCCCUGCUGUAGGGGAUCUGGAUGUGGAUCUGAUCUCAGAGACAUUACUCACAGGCUUAGCUGCCAUUGUGACUGGGGUAAAGGGAAGGGUAAUCCCUGGGCAGGAGGCUACAGACCUGUUACUGGAUAUAAACACGGCUGGGGAUCCUGUAUCUGUAUCAGGGGACAGAAAAUCUGCUUCCUACUCACUCACAGACCAACGUCUCCCACAAACCCCAGAGAGAUUUCAGGUUCCUCAGACUUUAAGCAGCAGGAGUUACCCCUCAGGGCGACAUUACUGGGAAGUGGAGGUCAGUGAAUCAGAGGACUGGAGGGUAGGGGUGGCCUAUCCCAGUAUAGAGAGGAGAGGGGAUCAGUCCUGGAUUGGGGAUAAUAACAAGUCCUGGGGUUUGUGGAGAUGGAAUAAUAAAUAUUCAGUGGGACAUGACAGUAAAGGCACAAAGUUACCCCACGUCCCUUCCUGCAGGAGAAUCAGGAUCUCAUUGGACUAUGAGGCCGGACGUCUGUCCUUUUAUGAGCUGAGUGAGCCAAUCAGACACUUACACACCUUCACUGCCACAUUCACUGAGCCCCUUCAUGCUGCAUUCUGGGUAGGGAGGGAUAAUGAUGAUGGUGCCUGGGUGAGAAUCAUUAGUUAGGGAACUGCCCAGCAUUAAACCCAUUGCCAGAGUUGCCCUUAGCCCAGUGAUGGCAGGGAGGGAAGGGAGUGCAGGAGACACAUUGAUGUUGGCCAGUCUCUCUAUCACUUGGGCAGCCAUUUUAACCAAGUGCAGCAGAUUUAAAAACACUGGUAUUAAAGUGCAGUUACCAAUAAGAACCAAUAAGGAUUUUGCUUUCAUUUUGCAACUUUUAACAAACUGCUCAAAUCUAAUUGCUGAUUGGUUUCUACGAGCAACUACAAAUAUGCAAUUUAGCUCCCUUGUUUCUAAAUCAGACCAAAAAAGUAAUUUUCCCCCGACCAGAAUUACAUUUAUUGAUUAUUGACGCAAAUUAAGAACUGGCAGGGUCGGACUGGGUUGGAGGGACACCGGGUAAAAAACCGAAGUGCCCCGGCUCAGACCUGCUCCCCUUCUGGGCUGUGCUGCUGUGUUUGGGCAUGAGCACGGCGGGAGGAACAUGGUCAAGAACGACAGGACGGGGCCCCGUGACUGCCAGGAGGGCCCUUCAGGUUGCUGCUGUGGUGGGCCCCAAUACUCUAGUUCAACCCUGACUGUUUAACAUUUCUUAGGACACUACCUUUUCCCCUUCUCAUACCAGCCAGACAAGUUGCAACUCCCUGUAACUCCCAUCAGAGCAUGCAUUACACAGGAGUCUCUCUCUCAGAUGGGCCCUCACUGGAGGAAACGUUUAAAACAGUUAACUGUUUAUAUCCUGGAACCUCAAUCGGUCUCUCAGAUGUUACGUUAAAGGAGAACUAAAGCCUAACUAAAGAAGUAGGUAGAAAUGUUGUACAUGAUGUUUUGUGCUUCUGUACCAGCCCAA
This is a messenger RNA of Xenopus laevis (African clawed frog), 2437 nucleotides long. RefSeq names its product E3 ubiquitin/ISG15 ligase TRIM25-like. The transcript has a single exon. Bases 10 to 1593 code for a protein of 527 amino acids. The record is from RefSeq and is a predicted model, not a curated record. Lineage: Eukaryota; Metazoa; Chordata; Amphibia; Anura; Pipidae.